Molecule: messenger RNA, 633 nt
Organism: Drosophila bipectinata
Lineage: Eukaryota; Metazoa; Arthropoda; Insecta; Diptera; Drosophilidae
Gene: ouib
Product: ouija board
Biological process (GO): regulation of transcription by RNA polymerase II
Cellular component (GO): nucleus
Molecular function (GO): DNA-binding transcription factor activity, RNA polymerase II-specific; zinc ion binding
Source: RefSeq, a predicted model, not a curated record
AGGGCACCAGAAGAAACCUUUCAAGUAUUGAUUGAAGAAGAUCCGACAAACCAAAAUCUAAUUUGUGACUCUGAAGAAGAGCAGCUAUUGGCGGUAGCUCCAAAAUCACAAUCCACAAAAACCAAAACGGACGACCACCAGAAGAAAAUACCCCGAAAGGUUCAAAAGCCGAACCUUAAGAGCAAGUCGAUCAACCAGAUCUACAUCUGCGAGUUGUGCGGCACUCAUGCCACAUCGAAAAGCAAUUUGGAUCGACACAUUCUGAAGCACACAGGGGAGCGGCCAUUUGCAUGCGAGGAAUGCGGUGCUAGGUUUCGAAGCGCUGCAGAGCAACGUGAUCAUCGUCGGGUUCACACAAAGGAUCGUCCAUUUGGCUGCCGCUUCUGCGACCGGAAAUAUGUAAGCUAUAUGGGGAGACUAAAGCACGAGAGGAUUCAUACCAAUGAUCGACCAUUUGUCUGCAUUGAGUGCGGGAAGACCUUCUCUGACGCUUAUGUACUCAAGAACCACAUGCUCAUCCACUCGGGUGAGAGGCAAUUUAAGUGUGAUCUUUGCGAUCGAUCCUUUCAGAGGAAGUCCCAUCUUGUGACCCACUACCGCUCGAAGUUGCAUCAGAGGAAUGUACAAAAAUAG